GAGCCUUUUCCCGGGAGGAAGACGAGAAGCGUUCCGUGAUCUCGGAAUCCGGGCGUCCCGCUUCGCCUCAGGCCUAGAGGGGAAGCGCGGGGGGAAGGCGGCUCUUUCCCCGACGGCGGAGAGGAGGAAGAGGCUGGCGGGAGACGCCACGAGCCAGGCCGGUUGCUAAGCUUUUGGGAGGCCGCCGCCGGCGGAAGAGCAGGAGGAGGGAAAGCGACCCCCGGAGUAGCUGCCUCCGCCGUCGGGGAAGGCCCUUGGAGAUGGCGCCUCCGCCGAUGGUCUGCCCGGACGACCCCCUGGCCACCGAGACCCGCUCGCCGCAGGCCUGGGAGGGGGACCAUGAGAAGUUGGCCAAGAUUCAUUUUAAAAUUUUAAAAGGACAUUCAGCAGCUGUGACCUCCUGUCAUUUCUGUUUUGAUGAAACAAAAGUUCUUUCAGGCUCUUAUGACAGCACAGUGAAACUCUGGGAUAUUGCCGGUGCUGUCUGUAUUCAGACCUUUGAAGGUGAGCACACUGGGCCCAUUUCUGAAUGCUGCCUGAGUCCUGAUAAUAAAAGGUUGAUAACAGCAUCAUAUGAUAAAAGUCUAAGGGCCUGGGAUACUGAAACAGGGAAAGUGCUUUGGACUCUAGAGCAGGAUGGCCUUGUGACUUCAUGCCAUAUUUCUCACGAUGGCAAAUACGUCGCCUCCAGUUCAGAUUUGGAAAACGCUUUAUUCAUUUGUGGUGUAGAAGAUGCGAAAAAGGUGGCAUAUGUCAGAGAGUAUCACAGAAGCACAGUGAGAAGAUGUCGUUUUGAUCCUCAGAACCAACGAAUAGCUACGGUGUCAUCUGACAUGUCUUUAAAAUUCUGGGAUAUUAUAGCACAGUCUACCACAGUCACAAUUGAGCGGGCACACACCAAUGCAAUUGCAGAUUGCUGUUUCUCCUUGGAUGGCCAUUAUUUGUGCACAGCAGGUUGGGAUGAAGUCGUAAAGUUAUGGGAUAUCAGGACAGGGGAGUUCCGUUCCCAUGGACCCAUUAUUUUGGAUCAGGGCCACAUAGGAAUAGUUGGCUGCUGUGAUAUUAGUAAGGAUGCAUCGCUUGUGGUGUCUGGAGGUUAUGAUAAAACAAUCGUAAUCUGGGACUCACGAGAGGCAUAUAAAAAGCUAUGUUUAAAGGGUCAUGCAGAUUGGGUGACAGACAUUGCCUUGAGUAGCAACAAGAAGUGGCUUGUAUCUGCCUCAAAGGACUGUACUUUGAGAGUUUGGGAUGUUGCAGAUGCCCAUGAAGUCCCUGUGGUGGUCCAGGCCAUUAGAACAAGAGGCUCCAAGUUAGCAAAGUGUGAAGAAUGUAAGAAGUCUUUCCUGCUCUUCCACAAUGAUGAAGACAAAGUAGAAAUCAAUUGUGUUUUCUGUCGGCUGGCAAGUUACAAAGAAAGUGUUCUGCCAGAUCCCCCUCCAUUGCCUCCAUUGCCUCCUGAUUUUUAAAGGAAUCAGCAACAGGCCAUUGCUGGAAAUUUUUAAAGCGAUAAAAGUUAUUUGCCUGCAUAUACAGAACUCAGAACUGUUUUUUUAGUCUUUAAUUACAUACUGAAAUUCCUAUGGAAUAGAGUCAUUUGAAGGAUCCACUAUGUCCUACUGGUUGACAAGCGUAAAAUAAAAAAAUAAGUACUGCCAAGUGGAUUUACACAA
Podarcis raffonei (Aeolian wall lizard) is the source of this 1670-nucleotide messenger RNA. RefSeq names its product WD repeat domain 88 (gene WDR88). Gene Ontology annotation, molecular function: protein binding. Bases 261 to 1466 code for a protein of 401 amino acids. Lineage: Eukaryota; Metazoa; Chordata; Lepidosauria; Squamata; Lacertidae. The record is from RefSeq and is a predicted model, not a curated record. The transcript has 11 exons.